Messenger RNA from Polyodon spathula (Mississippi paddlefish), 903 nucleotides. RefSeq names its product sarcoplasmic/endoplasmic reticulum calcium ATPase 1-like. Gene Ontology annotation, molecular function: P-type calcium transporter activity. NCBI's taxonomy places the organism in Eukaryota, Metazoa, Chordata, Actinopteri, Acipenseriformes, Polyodontidae. The transcript has 4 exons. The record is from RefSeq and is a predicted model, not a curated record. Gene Ontology annotation, biological process: intracellular calcium ion homeostasis; calcium ion transmembrane transport. The coding region runs from base 547 to 903 and encodes 118 amino acids.
UCGCUGCUGAAACUUGGGCUGACAGACACUUACGAAGCAACAGGUAUACAGCGAGCACAACAUUUAACUAUUUAGCUUCCCCAACAGACGCGCAAACAACACCGGCUGUCGAGAGGAACCGGUGUUACCAGCAUAGGAGUGUCCUCAACUAAUAAAUGCCGUGUUAUAUGCAUGCCCAUUGACAAUAGUGAGGCUUUGGCACGGACGAGGAAGCCCAGACGCGCGCAGGAGUUCACGCUUUACUAUACAAAUCGCAGGUAACACGAGCCAAUAGAAAAAUAAGGGCAGUGCUAAAAAAAAAGGAGGCGGACCCUCGAGUCAAACAUACCUUCUGAUUAAGUAGAGCAAAAGAUCUUAUCGGUUGGGGAAGACGAUACCAACCUGCACACGGCGCACGGAUUUCGGAGGCUGAUUUUGAAGCUGCUGGCUUCUGGGGCAGGUGGCAGUUGCUCGCAGUAUCCUCCGCUGGACUGUUGCGAUACAGGGUGCAGAUAGAGAGAGGGGGUUUAAAUCAGUUCGAGUAAUAAUCACCCUUUCUUUGCGGAGAUGGAGAACGCACACAUUAAAUCGGCAUCUGAAGUUGUAGCUAAUUUCGGGGUAAAUGAAAAUACCGGGCUGACAACUGAGCAAGUGAAAAGGAAUUUUGAGAAAUUUGGGCCAAACGAGCUGCCGGCAGAAAAAGGCAAGUCGCUAUGGGAGCUGGUGUUUGAGCAGUUUGAGGAUCUUCUGGUGCGGAUUCUCCUCCUGGCAGCCUGCGUCUCGUUCGUCUUAGCCUUGUUUGAAGGAGGGGAGGAGAGCACAAUGACUGCCUUUGUGGAACCCAUUGUCAUUCUCAUGAUCCUUGUAGCCAAUGCUGUCAUUGGGGUGUGGCAGGUAAGAGACGACCAUUCGCUUCAGUCUUAA